GAACGAGGUGGGCUGGAGUGGGUGGAGCGAACGAGGUAAGGCGCGCGCGGGCGGAAGAGGCAUGCGCGCGCGCCCAGAGUCAGCGAGCCAUGAGCCACCUUUCGCUGCGGUCCCUUCGCGAGGUGAUGAAGGCGCUCGUCGAGUCGUCCGGCUUUGAUCGGGUGUUAAAUAAGAUGACCGUUCUUUCUGCCAGCCCUGGAAAAGUUAUCUGUGAACUGAAAGUCGAAGAGGAGCACACAAACAGGGGAGGCACUCUGCAUGGAGGCCUGACGGCUACUCUGGUUGAUGUCGUCUCAACAGCUGCUUUACUGUACACCGAAAGAGGAGCCCCAGGAGUCAGUGUUGAUAUGAAUAUUAGCUACGUGUCGGCAGCUAAGAUUGGAGAAGAAAUCCUGAUCACUGCUGAGAUUCUGAAGCAAGGCAGAAGUCUGGCCUUUGCAAGCGUGGACGUAACAAAUAAGGCAACCGGAAAAUUGAUAGCGCAGGGGAGGCACACCAAACACCUGGGACACUGAUCAGAGGAAAUAAACAAUGCACUUUUUUAAAAAAAAAAAUCCAGCUUAAAAGAAAACCAGGAUGGAGUAAGUUCACAAAUAGUAAUGGGGCUGAGAUAUAAUUUUCAGAAUCUUGUUCUGUGUUCACCCAAAUUAAGGUGAUGGCCCAAGUUCAGAUCAAGUACUCCGCAUGUAUUCCUGAGUUUCUUUUCACAUAAAGAAUAUAAAUUUAUCUUCACAAGAAAUGUGUACGAUGUAGUCAAACUUAGUUUAGCCUCCCGGCCCUCAAGAAGAGACAAAGAUGUUAAUUCCUUGGACUUGGCAAAAUUCCCUUGGAGUACUAUACUGUGUGAUGCUGAUUUGGGCCUGAUCCACUGUUCCCAUCAGCAGAACUCAACUCAUGCUAUACCUCUCCGGGAGGAAGGAUCAGGGGAGCAGUGUUUGUCAAAUCCUCUUUCUCUUGACAUCCUCUUGUACUUCAUGAAAGUUGGGGCAGGGGGGAAGCUUCAGAAUGGCAUUGGAAAUGCUACUUUUGCCACCCCAUUGUAAAUUUUCUGUGGUGAGAGCCUUCAACUGGAUCACUGUUCUUUUCCACAAAUGAAAAGACUCUUGUUAUUUGUGGAAGGAUAAUUGUAAAUCAUUCUGGACUGAGACAUUUGUAUGUGUUCCAGAUAACUUCCAUAUUUUCAGCAAAAGUACUUAGAGCCAUAGCAAUGGCUUUCUGUAUAGGUCUGUCAGUAAUUUGAAUUCAGUUUAAUGCAUGCCAGGCUAAUUAAAUACCAAAUAAUGCUUUCA
Pogona vitticeps (central bearded dragon) is the source of this 1289-nucleotide messenger RNA. RefSeq names its product acyl-CoA thioesterase 13 (gene ACOT13). NCBI's taxonomy places the organism in Eukaryota, Metazoa, Chordata, Lepidosauria, Squamata, Agamidae. Gene Ontology annotation, molecular function: fatty acyl-CoA hydrolase activity. The record is from RefSeq and is a predicted model, not a curated record.